AUGGAACAUGUAGCUGUUAAAAAAGAAAUACUUGAAGAAAGUGACAUAAUAGAAUAUGACCCAAUUAAUAAAGAACAUUGUGAAAUGGAACAUGUAGGUAUUAAAGAAGAAUUACUUGAAGAAAGGGAUGAUAAAAUGGAAUAUGACCCAAUUAAUAAAGAACAUUAUACAAUGGAACAUGUAACUGUUAAAAAAGAAAUACUUGAAGAGAGUGAUGAAAUGGAAUAUGACUCAAUGAAUAAAGAACUUUAUGCGAUGGAACAUGUUGCUAUUAAAGAAGAAAUACUUGAAGAAACUGAUAAACUAGAAUAUGGCUCUAUUAAACAAGAACCAUGUACAAAAGAACACGUAGCUAUUAAAAAAGAAAUUAUUGAAGAAACUGAUUCUAAGAUGGAGAAUGGAGCAAUUAUUUUAAAUGACCCGUUACAAUUAAAUACUCAAUUAAUUAUUAAAGAUGAAAUAUUUGAGGAAAAUGUUUUAGAAUAUCAUAAGAGUAAGAAUGAAGAAAAAUCUUUGGCGCGUGAAAUUAGUGACAAAACAUUUAACAGUAAGCAAAAUUUAAAGAUUCAUAAACGAACUUCUACUUGCGAAAAAUCAUUUUCAUGUGACGAGUGUGAUAAAACAUUUACGCUGAAAUGCAACUUAGUUACACAUAAAAGAACUCAUUCUGGAGAUAAACCAUUUUCAUGUGAUUUUUGUGAUAAAUCAUUCACUCAAAAAAGCGUUUUAAUUAAACAUAAUCGAAUUCAUACUGGAGAACGACCUUUUUCAUGUGAAGUGUGCAAUAAAUCAUUUGCUGAAAAAAGCUAUUUAAUACGGCAUAAACGAAUUCAUACUGGAGAAAAGCCUUUUUCAUGUGAAAUGUGUGAUAAAACAUUUACUGAAAAAUGUGCUUUAAUUAAACAUAAUCGAAUUCAUACGGGAGAAAAGCCUUUUUCUUGUGAAAUUUGUGAUAAAAAAUUUAGUGACAGACAUUAUUUAACUGAACAUAAACGAACUCAUACUGGAGAAAAACGUUUUUCAUGUCAAGUGUGUGAUAAAUCAUUUACUAUAAAUAGCCAUUUAGUUACACAUAAACGAACUCAUACUGGAGAAAAACCAUAUUCAUGUAAGAUUUGUGAUAAAUCAUUUGCUCAAAAAUGUGUUUUAAUUAAACAUAAUCGAAUUCAUGCCGGAGAAUAACUUUCCGUUUCAUGUGAAAUUUAAGUUAAUCGAUAAUUUUUAUAUUUUAGUUGCUUAGUUACUAGUUAAUAAUGUUAUAAUCAUGGAGGUUAGAGAGAAGGAGAACGAUCGCUGUAGGAAAUAGUCUCCCAGAAAUACGGACAAAAUAAGUGAGGCGCUGCGAUCGCUAAGUUGUCUCAAUAAAAGCGGGCUGUUGUUAAAUUUGUACAUUAUGCAACUAUCUUCACCUAAUUAUACUCAUAAACAACUAACUUCGCAGAUACUACUUACCGACGAAUUUUCAGAGACAGGCGCGCUAAUGUUUUAGCGCGUAGCGAUCGUUCUCCUUCUCUCUAACCUCCAUGGUUAUAAUAAUCUAUGAAAUAUUACUAACCAUUGUUGCUUUU
Molecule: messenger RNA, 1568 nt
Organism: Chrysoperla carnea
Lineage: Eukaryota; Metazoa; Arthropoda; Insecta; Neuroptera; Chrysopidae
Product: zinc finger protein OZF-like
Exons: 1
Coding region: 1-1182 (393 amino acids)
Biological process (GO): regulation of transcription by RNA polymerase II
Molecular function (GO): RNA polymerase II cis-regulatory region sequence-specific DNA binding; DNA-binding transcription factor activity
Source: RefSeq, a predicted model, not a curated record